AUGGUGGCCACAGACGCUAUUUGUGGCAGCACUGAAAAAGUCACCGUGGUUGGGGAUCUGUCCAACCACAACGACGAAGAGCUCAACCCUAUUCUCGCCGCAAGACGCCGCAUCCGAUACAUCGACGAUGACGAGGAGAAUGGUGGUCCAUCUGCCGUCAUCGACGUUGGCCAUCCGCUGAAGAGGCGAGGCUCAACCUACUCUGUACAUUCACUCUCCAGCGUCCGCAGCGGACAGCGCGUCGUCGACCCCUCCGUCAUCCUGCCAGUUCAAUACCGCACUCUUAGCUAUGAUAUCACCAAUGUCAAGGCAAUCGAGAGUGCAACGAACGCUCGUGAAAAGGCCGCAGUUGACGUGGGAGGCCUUGAGUGGCAUUUACUCACCCCUCGAGAGAUUUGCAUUCGGUUGAAGACUUCUACAGACACCGGUCUCUCGCCUUCCGCUGUGAAAGAAAAGAUUGCUGAAUAUGGUCGCAACGUGCCCUCCCCUCCGCCGUCGAAGUUGGGCGAGAAGCUGUUCGGCUAUUUCUUUGGAGGGUUUGGCUCUAUUUUGCUGGGCGGCAGCGUCCUCGUCUUCGUCUCGUGGAAGCCUUUGGGCCAACCGCCUGCGGUGGCCAAUCUUGCACUGGGCAUCGUCCUUGCGGCCGUCUUCUUCAUCCAGGCUGCAUUCAACGCCUGGCAGGACUUUUCGUCGUCCAGGGUCAUGAAAAGCAUCACUGGAAUGCUGCCUGAAGCCUGCCGCGUUCUCCGCGAUGGAAUCAAGCAAACCAUCCAAGGCCCUGACGUUGUUCCCGGUGACGUCCUCUACUUCAAAGCUGGCGAUAAACUGCCCGCCGACAUCCGAUUCAUUGAUGUCUCGACGGAUGCCAAGUUUGACAGGAGCAUCUUGACUGGAGAAUCGCUUCCAUUGGCUGCUGUCACCGAGUCUCACGAGCCCAACUACCUCGAGACAAGGUGUAUCGGCAUGCAAGGCACUCACUGUACCUCCGGUAGCGGCGUCGGCAUCGUUGUGUCUACUGGCGACGAGACUGUCUUUGGCCACAUUGCCAGAUUGACCAGCCAGCCCUCAACCGGCAGGACGAAUCUACAGAAAGAGGUGCUGCGCUUCGUCUUCAUCAUUGUCGGCCUGAUGGUCUUCAUGAACAUCAUUGUCAUAGCAGUCUGGGCCGGGUACAUACGACAAGAACACCACAGCUAUAUCAACGUACCCACCCUCAUUGUCGACAUCGUCAGUGUGGCCAUUGCAUUUGUCCCUGAGGGCUUGCCCAUUGCCCUCACGGCGUCGCUCACAAUCACGGCCAACAUCAUGAAGAAGAACAACAUUCUCUGCAAGUCGCUGAAGACAGUCGAGACUCUCGGUUCCGUUUCCGUCCUCUUGUCCGACAAGACCGGGACGUUGACGAAAAAUCAAAUGGUUGUGACCGAUUGUCUGAUCGGGUUCAGCACCAUGACCGCGGAAGAAGCAUCUCAAGACAUGGCAAUGGAAGAUACUAACGCCAAGUCGAAGAAAGUCGCACUUCAACAAUUGCGGGUGUUGUCAGCGGUAUGCAAUGCUGGAGAGUUUGAUCCGACCACGAUUCAUCUCCCCCUGCCACAGAGAAAAAUCAUCGCAGAUGCAACCGACCAAGCCAUCUUGCGGCUCUCUGAGAGUCUUGGUCCUGUCACGCAGUCCCGCGACAUGUGGCGCAAGAGAUUCGACCUGGCCUUCAACUCGAAGAAUAAAUUUGCAUUGCGGGUCGUUUCUCCCGAGAAUGCGGCGGCGGUUUCAGCAACCAUGAGUACCUCUGAAACAGACUCCUUUGACGUUGAGAGCGACUUGUUGUUGAUGAUCAAGGGUGCCCCGGACAUUCUUCUUCCCAGAUGCUCGAGGUACGUCGGAGAAGAUGGCCGGGUCCACGGUCUCGAUGACGGCGUUCGAUCAUCCAUGGAAGCCACCAAAGAUGCAUGGUCUAGCCAGGGCAAACGAGUCCUUCUGCUAGCCCGCAAGAUUCUUCCGGCGAGCACGGUGCAAUCGGCGCCUAAUGACAACACAUUCGAGGCAGAAGCUCUACGGCACGCCGGAGCUGGACUCACUCUGAUAUCCAUGGUGGGGAUUGUUGAUCCGCCUAGAGAUGAGGUGCCGAGUGUUAUCCAGACUCUUCGCCGUGCAGGCAUUCGCACAAUGAUGGUCACUGGCGACUUCAAGUUGACGGCCCAAGCCAUCGCUCGGUCGUGCGGUAUCAUCACCGUCACCGACAGUGAGAUUCAUUCGGUUGACAACCUCCCUCGAUUCCCCCUUCAAGACGUAGUCGAGAAGACGCGCCAGAAAAAGUCGAACCGGCUGCCCUCGGAGAACAAGGCUAUCGUAUUGACGGGCUCUGACCUGUUGACGCUCCUCCCACACCAAUGGUCCACCCUUACGACCCAAUACAGCGAGAUUGUCUUUUCACGCACGACGCCGGACCAGAAGUUGCGCAUCGUCCGGGAAUUCCAGUCCCAAGCUUUCGUCGUGGCAAUGACCGGCGAUGGUGUCAACGACGCCCCCAGUCUCAAACAAGCAGAUAUCGGUAUUUCCCCCGCUUCCGGAUCUGAUAUUGCGAUCGAAGCGUCCGACAUGGUUCUCUUGGGCUCGUUCUCCGCCAUUCCGGAGGCCGUCUUGUACGGCCGCGUGGUCUUCGACAACCUCAAAAAGACCAUCGCGUAUCUUCUGCCCGCAGGUUCAUUCUCGGAGUUCUGGCCGGUGAUGACGAGCGUCGUCUUCGGUCUCCCUCAGGUCCUCUCCAGCUUUCUCAUGAUCAUCAUCUGCUGUUUCACCGACUGCGUCGCUGCCACGAUGCUCGCGUACGAGAAGCCCGAGGCCAAUGUCAUGCUGCGCCCGCCACGGGAUAUCCACAAAGAUCGUCUCGUGGAUUGGCGGCUGUUGCUGCAGGCGUACGGCUUGGUCGGCAUGCUGGAAUCGAUCUGCUCGUUCGCCAUGAGCUUUUGGUACCUACAACGCCAUGGCCUUCCGUUCGGCACGCUGUGGUUCUCCUUCGGCAACAUUCCCAUUCCAGCGGGUCAGACCGAGGCCGAUGUGUCGUACCACCUGACUGUGGCAAGCUCGAUCUACUUCGUCACGCUCGUGGUGAUGCAGUGGUUCAAUGUCAUGGCCCUGCGAACCCGCCACCUUUCCAUCUUCUCGCAUCCACCCAUAUUCAACUCCAAGACACGGAACCUGCUACUUUUCCCAGCCAUUCUCUUUGCUCUUGUCGUCGCACUGAUAUUCACCCUUGUGCCGGGCAUAGACUACCUUGGAUGCGAGAAAGUCCCGGUCGAACACUGGUUCAUUCCCAUGACAUUCGGCAUCGGGCUCUUGAGUCUGGACGAGUUGAGAAAGAUGGUUGUGAGGAAAUAUCCCAACGGCAUCGUAGCGAAGAUAGCGUGGUAA
Molecule: messenger RNA, 3405 nt
Organism: Fonsecaea erecta
Lineage: Eukaryota; Fungi; Ascomycota; Eurotiomycetes; Chaetothyriales; Herpotrichiellaceae
Exons: 2
Coding region: 1-3405 (1134 amino acids)
Biological process (GO): proton transmembrane transport; sodium ion export across plasma membrane; intracellular sodium ion homeostasis
Cellular component (GO): membrane
Molecular function (GO): ATP hydrolysis activity; P-type sodium:potassium-exchanging transporter activity; ATP binding
Source: RefSeq, a predicted model, not a curated record